Carassius gibelio (silver crucian carp) is the source of this 1623-nucleotide messenger RNA. Its product is annotated as lysophosphatidic acid receptor 1. The record is from RefSeq and is a predicted model, not a curated record. Bases 455 to 1528 code for a protein of 357 amino acids. Gene Ontology annotation, molecular function: lysophosphatidic acid receptor activity. Gene Ontology annotation, biological process: G protein-coupled receptor signaling pathway. Gene Ontology annotation, cellular component: membrane. Lineage: Eukaryota; Metazoa; Chordata; Actinopteri; Cypriniformes; Cyprinidae. The transcript has 4 exons.
GAGUUUUAACAGUUUAGAAGUGGUGACAGCGGAUUCUCUGCAACUUGUAUUUCUCAUGUGCAUAUAGUUGGUUUGAAGUCUGUUUUGUGGCAUGUAUUUAAGGUGGUGAUUUCAUCAAAUCAGGUUUCAGGGAGGCGCACAAAGCGAUCUCGAAGAUUGCUCCACGAGCUCCGCCAAACCCAGACGAGUGUUUCCGGCGAGCGCGAGCAAACCAUCGACACACGACCGACUCUGAGCUGCUGUUAUGCGCGUUUGCUUCGUUUUCUUUGUUUGCUCUGAAGCUCUGGCAACGGGUUGGAAGACAGUAAUAAAAGACACUCCUUGUAAGCAGCAACACUGGCACAUUUUUGACAUGUAAAAGCAUUAUUUCCAAUGGCAGCUGACCAAGUCAGGAUUACAGCAUCAGGAAACAACUGAACAGCUCGACUGAUUUACAUGAACUACUUCUCUAAUAAUGCUAUUUAAUUCAACCUGCGAUGCUUUUAACAAAUCAGUGUCCUUCUUCUACAACGAGACUGGCAAGCCCAUCAGCGCGAGCUGGCGGACUCAUGACUUUAUCGUUGUCGGUCUUGGGGUCCCGAUUUGUGUUUUUAUUAUUCUGGCAAAUAUGUUGGUCAUAGUGGCCAUAAUCAUUAACCGACAGUUCCACUUUCCCAUUUAUUACUUACUUGGGAACAUGGCAGCUGCAGACCUCUUCGCCGGCAUCUCGUAUCUCAACCUUGUGUUCAACACUGGGCCGUGGACCAUCAAGUUGUCCGUCAAUGAGUGGUUUAUUCGUGGAGCUUUGAUCAACAUGAGCCUGACUGCGUCUGUAGUCAACCUUCUGGCGGUGGCAUUGGAGCGCCAUCAGACCAUCUUCACCAUGCAGCUCCACAGCACCAUGACCAAGCGGCGUGUGGUGAUGCUGAUAGUCACCAUCUGGCUGGUGGCCGUCUUCAUGGGUUUGGUGCCCAUCAUGGGCUGGAACUGUGUUUGUGACCUGUCCACCUGCUGCACGGUUGCGCCGCUGUAUUCCCGCAGCUUCCUAGUGUUCUGGGCUAUCCUCAACCUCAUGGCCUUCUUCAUCAUGGUGGCCGUUUACACUCACAUCUUCAUCUACGUUCGCCGGCGGAGCCGAGUAAUGUCCCCGCACAUGGAUCAGCCCUCCAACAAUCAGACUGUUAUCAGCCUCAUGAAGACCAUGUCCAUGAUUCUGGGCGCCUUUGUGAUCUGUUGGACGCCGGGUCUGGUGAUUCUGUUACUGGAUGGUCUCAGUUGUGGAUGUCAGGUUCUUAAAUAUGAGAAGUACUGCCUGGUUCUGGCCGAGUGUAACUCUUUGGUGAACCCUAUCAUCUACUCGUUUCGGGACAAGGACAUGAGGACCACCUACAAACGCAUUCUCUGCUUCCCUUGGAGAAGAAUGCGCCAGCAUGAGGGGGCUUCUGGCAUCCGCUUUGAGUCUGUGAAAACCGAGGCACUCUUGGAGAAAAACAGCAAUUACUCCACCAGUUUAGAGCCCGUCUCACCACAAAGCCUAUUGUCUUCAUAGAAAACGUAUUUCUCGGUGUAAAUAAAUGACUUUGUAUUUGUUUAGUGAAAUGAUCACAGCUUGUACAAAGAGUAAAUACUACUUCAUUUUUGAUA